Rotaria socialis is the source of this 1092-nucleotide messenger RNA. Lineage: Eukaryota; Metazoa; Rotifera; Eurotatoria; Philodinida; Philodinidae. The record is from the annotation of a GenBank genome assembly.
AUGCAAUCAAGCAGGGAUUCGUCCCCACGUCCCCUUCUUUCACCCGACAAUCCACAACAAGAACGCAUAGAGAUGAUUCACUCGGUGAAUAAAAACCAACUAAAUAAUCAUGAUCAAGAUAAAAUCGAUUAUCAUCAACAACAGGACAGGGACCAACAAAUCAACCGGUGGGCCAAUUACCCACCUCAUUCACGCUCACCUUCAGGUUCACGCUCACGUCCUCAUCCUCGUUCCUCCAAUUAUAAUGGCAAUGGGACGAACAACAUACGCCCACUUAUGGAAUAUAAUGAUCCAAAUGACUCAUCAAGUGAUGUACAAGUACAUACAUCUAUAACAAAUCGAUUAAAUAAGAAAAGAAAACAAAGCGGUACGGAAGAACCAAUGGAAUAUUACUAUGAUGAAUCACCGCCUUAUCCACAAUCACAUGAUAAUCACCUACCACCGCAUACAACCACAUCAAACGUCACGUCAGAAUCAAAAUUGAUUACAGAAGAAGCCAAACGGUUCGCACAAACCCGAUAUGCAUUUCUUCUAUUUGCUUUAUCAUUUAAAUCAUCCAAAAUUAAUGGUAAAAGAAUUAUCGAUGAACUGAUUAAAUUCAGCAAAGUUAAUUACUCAUUUGAUCUCCAUUUAUCUGGUUACCGAAUGGCACCCAAUAGAUGCAACACCAAUGAAAAUAACUUGCUUAUUUUCGUUAGAAAUAGCCGUUCCUUUUCGUUUCUUCUGAUCGAUAUCGAUUGGCCGGAUAAUUUUGGUGGUGAAAAAUUCACAAUUGAAAGAAAACCAACUAUCCCUCCACAACUGGCGAUUCUUAUUGACAAUGUUAGCUAUAAAACAAGCUUAUUGGAAAUGGAGAAUGACAUUAAAUCACGAUAUGACAAUGUAGUUAAAGUAAUCCGAUUAAAAAAUAAAAACCAAUUUGAUACAAAAUUUGUUAAAGUCGAAUUCAAUUUUCCAAAAGCACUUGAUGACAUAUUAAAUAAAGGUUAUAUGACAAUAGACUAUAUAAAACAUGAUGUUAAAGAAUAUUUACCACAAGCAUCCAUAUUGAUCUGUUCGAAUUGCAUGGGAUUAGGCCAUUUUUGUAAUUAA